GCAAGAUAGGCCUGGCCGCCUGAAUGUCCGGUUCGCUGAGCGACCGGGUCCGGAGACGCUGAUCGCUUGCUGGAGCCUGAAGCCAUCUCCUUGUCGCUUUACUGCAACAGAACAGACGGACGGACGGACGAUCUACCCUUCCUCUUCCCCUUCUUCCCACUGCGCCGUCCUCUUCAGCUUGUACGUCCGUACAUUCAGCCUCCUCUCCAAUACAUCUCCGCCGCAGUCUCCGUCGCUCUCACCAAUCUCUCACCGUCGGCUCGAUUUGUAUCCCCCAUCCGCUCGCAUACGCAGGUUUGCUAUCCCCUGCGGCGGCUCCAAUCAUGGAGACUGCCGACGUGUUCUUGGGACUCCACGACUUCCUGGAGCGCAUGCGCCAGCCCUCCGCCGCAGACAUCGUUAAGUCCAUCAAAAGGGAGGAUAAAAGCUCUACACCAGAAGUUGACUAGCGAAUGCAGUACAGAUCGGAUUAACUGAAGCCUCCUAGCAUAAGAGAGCUUUUUUGUAGCCCAACCAGCCAAUCUGUGAACUACUUUAUCAAUCAUACGCUUUCAUUGCCGCAUGAUUGUUUCAUCGUGUCAUUUUCCAACAAUGCUCCAGAUCCAGAGAGGGACAGUGCUGCUGUUCAGGGGUUCUUCAACAAUAUAGAAGCAACAUUCAGGGCUCAUCCCCUUUGGACUGGUUGCUCGGAGGAGGAUCUGGAGAGUGCUGGUGAGGGAUUGGAGAAGUAUGUCAUGACAAAGUUGUACACCCAUGUAUUUGCAUCAGCUCCAGAUGAUGUCAAAAUUGAUGAGCAGUUAUCUGAGAAAAUGGCUUUGGUUCAACAAUUUGUUCAGCCAGAAAAUCUCGAUAUAAAGCCAACCUUUCGAAAUGAGACGUCGUGGCUGCUUGCACAGAAAGAACUCCAAAAGAUUAAUAUGUGCAAGGCACCAAGAGACAAGCUUGUAUGCAUCCUCAAUUGCUGCAAGGUUAUCAAUAACUUACUACAUAAUGCUGCAAUUGCAUCGGAUGAGAAUCCACCUGGAGCUGAUGAGUUUCUUCCUGUUCUUAUUUAUGUCACAAUCAAGGCAAACCCUCCACAGCUGCACUCGAACUUACUAUACAUUCAACGAUAUAGGAGGCAGUCCCGAUUAGUGGCGGAAGCAGCCUAUUUCUUCACGAACAUGCUCUCUGCAGAGUCUUUCAUCUCAAAUAUUGAUGCAAAAGCACUGUCUAUGGACGAAACUGAGUUCGAGAAGAAUAUGGAAUCUGCUCAGGCACUUUUAUCUGGGCUUUCAACUGAUUUUGAUGGUUUCUCAGUUCAGACUGAUGAAAGUGCAGCACCUGUUCCCUGUGCGGAAGAAGAAAAGCCCAGACACAGACCUCGAAAUGUUAACAAGGGAACUGUAUUGCCACCCAAACCACCUCAGACGGAAACCAGGACUGAGAAGGCACCUGUUACAAAUGAGCAAGAAUCGAUACUGAAAGUACCCUCUCUGUCAGAUUUGGAGAAUAAAGGAGCUGAUAUGCUAUUAAAGGAGGAUCGGACCAGCAAAAUCUUCGAGGAGUACCCUUACUUCUUUGCCCAUGCUGGUGAUCUGACAAUAAACGAGGUGGAAGAUUUGCUUACAAAUUACAAACAGAUAGUCUUAAAGUAUAUCUGUCUCUCCAAAGGAAUGGGUGGUCCUGUUUCUUCUCCAAAUUCUCAUAAGCAGGCCAUGGAUCAUGCUGAAACCGUCAAUGAGCAUGUUGAAACUGUUAAGGAAGCUGUAGACACGGGAAAAGCAGAGAUGAAUGAGGAGUCCGAGAGUUCUUCUGCAGAACAGACUGCUGAUAAACCCUUUCCCUUUGAAGAAGGAGCUUUUGAUUUCCAUUCAUCGCGUGAUGAAGCAGUUGUACUGAAGAGUGAAACAGCGGAAGAGACAAGCCAGUGAUAGCUUCCGUUCUUUUUCUGUCUGGUUAGCUUGCUCGCGGGGUGAAUAAUUUGGGAAUGGGGGAUGAAGGUCUACCACCUCUUGUACAGGAAACAUGCUAGAGGCUCGUUGUAGAAUAGAGAUGGAUCCUUAUAGUCAGCCCAAGUUAUCGUCGGAAGAACCUCAUCAGAUGGAAUGGAUGUUUGGUUCAUUGGUGUCAACAAGCUGGUUUGCCUGGAAAGUACCUGUGAUACCAUAUUCUUACAACUUUAGCAACUUAAAUUUGCAGCAUGACCAGGAGGGAGAAUUUGACCGAGCUGUAUCACUUCGCGGCAUCACCUGUCAUCUUGGUUCUUAUAUCGUAGAGCAUUUGCUUUGAUCCGCCAAUUUCUUAAGUGAUCCAAGUACAAACCGAGUACACAUUGAUGUGGAGAGGUUUGUACGCAUUGAUGUGGAGGAUUGAGUUUCAAAUUCCUUAAUCACUAUGUGUUCAAGCUGUCAAUUCUUUUUGGCUUGAACCUAUGUUGGAUUAUUAAUCUAGUCAGUUGAGCAUUUUGCUUGAACACAUAGUCGGAUGGCUCCCUUUCCUUUUCCUUUUGUGAAAAUCAAUGUACUGAUUUUGAACUUCUAUCA
This is a messenger RNA of Punica granatum (pomegranate), 2525 nucleotides long. The record is from RefSeq and is a predicted model, not a curated record. Lineage: Eukaryota; Viridiplantae; Streptophyta; Magnoliopsida; Myrtales; Lythraceae.